AAGCCCCAUUCAAGAAUAGAGCCAAACCGAACCCAAAAACAAAAUAUUUGUCUUAUCCAUCUCCAACGACAACAUCAGGCACACCCUCGUUACAAUUUCCAAAGCCUCUUCUUGCUUUGGGGCAGUCAGUCAAAUUUUUAUACAAAAAUUCUAACGAAAUGGAGCGAGGAAAAGAGCGAGGAAUGAUGGUUCCCAGGUUGAUACCGCAGCAAAAUCCUCUGGAACAAUUGCAAGCCAAGUUCAAGGAAGUGGAGAACGGGUUCAGGGCAUGGCUAGCCAAGCAGUCCUUGCCAGUUGAGGCGGCUGUGGUAACCACCACCAGCGCUUCUCAGGGUGCUGCUAUCGGUGUUUUAAUGGGUACCCUCACCAACGAUGUCUCCUCCUCUCUUCCAACUCCUCCUCAGGCUUCCCUCAAUCCUCAGGCCAUGGCUUCUCUCAAGCAAACCCAGGCUCUAUCAGGUGGUCCCUUGGUACAAGCCCGCAAUUUUGCCGUAAUGACUGGUGUCAAUGCCGGCAUAUCUUGUGUUAUGAAAAGAUUGAGAGGGAAGGAGGAUGUCCAAUCUAGCAUGGUGGCGGCUUUUGGUUCUGGGGCCAUGUUUUCUUUAGUGAGUGGUAUGGGUGGCCCAAAUCAGGUUGCAAAUGCAGUCACUUCUGGACUUUUUUUCGCACUAGUUCAAGGCGGGCUUUUCCAGUUAGGGCACAAGUUUUCUCAACCACCUGCUGAGGAUGUGUACUAUUCCAGAACAAGAUCCAUUUUGAAUAGUCUUGGCCUGCAGAACUACGAGAAGAAUUUCAAAAAAGGCUUGUUAACCGAUAGCACAUUGCCUUUGCUUACUGAUAGUGCUCUUAGAGAUGUGAAAAUACCCCCUGGACCGAGGCUACUUAUUCUUGAUCGUAUUCAGAGGGACCCAGAAUUGAAAGAGAAGCAAGGAAGCCGUGGGUGAAAUUCUAUUGCUCACCGUGAAGGAGCAUUUUCUUGUAUGUCAGAAACUAAAGAAUACGGGAGCAGUUUGCAUCUUUUUCAGUGAAAUGAAUUCCUUUGUGUCUCUAUUGCCCUUGACAUCCAAUUUAGAUAAACAUGCUUGUUAAAAUUCUUUAAACAAGUUUGCUCUACCAUUAAUUUAUUGAUAAGUUUCUUAAAACAUCAGAUAAAGAUGCUAGAUGCAUGAGCUUGAAUGCAGUGAUUUUGGUAUUUGCCUCUGCUCUUUUAGCCAAAACAUUAAUGAUUUCCAAGUUUAGCAGGGUUAAUGCAGCUGCUAUAACCACUUAACCAGUAAGCGUGUUGUUCUUUGGUAGCAUCCAAAAUGCAGUAAAUUUGAUAUGAUAACGAGCGCUGCUGAACCUGGAAUCAAUGCUGUUUGAGCUCCCCGAAACGGGCAAAACACUUGCUUUUGUUGUGAAAUAAUAUGAUUGACUUGGUGGUCAGCAGUACAGGUUUUCUGAAGCUUUUUCUUGGUUGAGUUAAAUUGCAACGGCUGAUAUAAAUUUUACUCUUUACCCAAAGCCCA
Durio zibethinus is the source of this 1508-nucleotide messenger RNA. RefSeq names its product chloroplastic import inner membrane translocase subunit HP30-2-like. Gene Ontology annotation, cellular component: TIM22 mitochondrial import inner membrane insertion complex; chloroplast inner membrane. Lineage: Eukaryota; Viridiplantae; Streptophyta; Magnoliopsida; Malvales; Malvaceae. Gene Ontology annotation, molecular function: transmembrane protein transporter activity; protein binding. Gene Ontology annotation, biological process: protein insertion into mitochondrial inner membrane; protein targeting to chloroplast. The record is from RefSeq and is a predicted model, not a curated record.